Didymodactylos carnosus is the source of this 408-nucleotide messenger RNA. The record is from the annotation of a GenBank genome assembly. NCBI's taxonomy places the organism in Eukaryota, Metazoa, Rotifera, Eurotatoria, Philodinida, Philodinidae.
AAACUUUAAAGAGACCUUAGCAGUAUAUAUAGAGUAAAGUGUCCGGAAUAAAAUGGCAUAAGCUUCCAAAAGUUUGAUUUAGUAUUAACGGAGAACCAUACAGAUCCAUUAGGUCAAGUUAAUGAAACAACGAAGAAAAUUGUUGCCCAACGUUUAUUAGAACAUUUUCAACCAUAUAUCAAUGAAAUUAAUACAAAAACAGAUUAUGCGACAAUUCGAAAUCGUAUACAAAUGGCAUAUCCAAAUCUCAAAGAUAAGCAUGCAUUUGAAGUCACCUAUACAUUAUCCGAACGAUUAAGACAACGUCGAAAUCGACAGGCUAAAGUUUCUUCUAGCAACAAUAGUAAUGAUAAUAAAAAUAUGGUUUUAACUGUUGAACCACUUCAAACUUUAACUGUUUUAGCAUAA